CCAGCGGGAGGACGGCCGCUCACCGCCUCCGCUGCCUCCUGCACCCGCCCCGCGGGAAGUUCCCGGCCGGGAAGUUUGCGGCCGGCGGCGGAGGGAGCCCGAGGGGCUCCUGUGGAGGUGCGAUGCCGCCAAAGGAUCGCGGCAAAGGCAAGCUGCCGGUUCCUCUCCCCAGAGACAUGAUCCUGAAAGACACCGAAGGGAAAGUGUGGCGGCUGGGCAGCCAGAUCGGCCAGGGAGGAUUUGGCUUGAUCUACUUAGCUUCCCCUCAUACUCGUGUUCCUGUAGAAGAUGAUGCAGUGCAUGUAAUUAAAGUGGAAUAUCUUGAAAAUGGCCCCUUAUUUUCUGAACUGAAAUUUUACCAGAGGGCUGCAAAACAAGAGCAGAUAAGAAAAUGGACGAAUCUCAAGAAAAUAAGAUGUUUAGGAAUUCCAGUGUUUUGGGGAUCAGGCUUGGCUGAGUACAAGGGAAAAAGCUAUAGGUUCAUGGUUAUGGAGAGACUGGGGCAAGACCUUCAGCGAAUCUUUGAAGGUUGUGGAAGCAGAUUUAAGAAGGAGACUGUUCUGCAACUUGGGGCACGAAUGUUGGAUACCUUAGAAUAUAUACAUGAAAAUGAGUAUGUUCAUGGUGAUAUUAAAGCAGCAAAUCUACUUUUGGGCUACGCCAAUCCACACGAGGUUUAUCUUGCAGAUUAUGGACUUUCCUACAGAUAUUGUCCCAAUGGGAACCACAAACAGUAUCAGGAAAAUCCUAGGAAGGGCCAUAAUGGGACAAUAGAGUUUACCAGCGUAGAUGCCCACAAGGGAGUAGCCCCAUCCAGACGAGGUGACCUUGAAAUCCUUGGCUACUGCAUGCUGCAAUGGUUGUGUGGGAAGCUGCCCUGGGAACAGAACCUGAAGGACCCUGUGGCUGUCCAGGCUGCCAAAACAAGGCUUAUGGAUGAGCUCCCAGAUUCAGUGAUGGAAUGGGAUUCUUCUGGAAGCAGCUGUCGUGAACUCUCCAAAUUCUUGGCAUGUGUUUGUGGCUUAGCAUAUGAUGAGAAGCCAAAGUAUGAAGUGCUCAAGAAAAUCCUGCUGGAUGGACUGGAGUCAAGCGGAAUUCGCUAUGAUGGCCCUCUGGAAUUUUCCGCUCCAGCGUGCACACGGAAUCACACUGCUCCUAAAGUGUCCAAACAGCAGGUUCGCUUACCAAAGCCUAAGCCAAAACCAGUUCAGCAGAAGCAAAAGAAGAUGGAAGGUGAGGAAUAUGAGGAAUACGUCUGCCAAAACAGAGCUUGUGCUGGGGCAACAAACAAACACCCCCAUGAUGAAGAAAAGCCAAGUAGAUUAAACAGGAGGCUUCACCAAACAAAGCCUCAGCAGGGUCCCUUCCUGAAGCCUUCCCUGGAACCAGUGCCACAGAAGCAAAACAAGGUGAAAGAGGAAGAACCCAACGGGCUGAGCAGGCCCCGUGCUCGGGUGACCCGCCAGCACUUCCAGCCUGAGGAGAGGCCACUCACGAUUUGGGAGCCCAACCGGGCACAGAAGAAAUACCCUGCAAGAGAAUUGCCCCCAUUCACCCCCCAAGCACUAUUCUCAGAGCCCAGAAAGGAACACCAUCGACUCUUAACUGUGCAUCACCCACUGCCAUGGCAAGAAACUGGUUCUGACUUCACUCGUCCUUCGCUUCCUACUGCAUUUAGGCUUGCAUUUACUGACAGAACGUACCAUUACACUACAGCAGUACUUGUACUCCUGCUGCUGAUAGUACUUUCCUUGUAUUUUCUUUGAUGGCACCAUCUCGGGGGCUUCAGUGCACGUGUGGUGGUGCUCCCAUCACACAGUUUCUUCUCAGAGUUUCUUCGUUGAAGAUUUCAACGUCAGUGGCUUGAAAAAGAUGUUUAAGUAACGCUGUCAAUACAGAUCCUUCCCAGGCAAGUCCCGCACUCCGUAGUUACACAUGCACUAAACCAUGUGUACAAGGCUCGUCUCUGUCACAAGCGGUGGGAUUUCUUUUUGCUUUAUUUGUGAAACUGGACCUUUGCUACAGCAAUAUUAGAAAUGUAUCGUGAAAUACAACAGGGUGUGAGACUGAAUUACUGACACCGCUGUGUUGGUAACUUGUGCUGUUUCAGCAAACCUUUGGGUAAAUCCCAGUGCGUUAAAUGUGUGGGAAUUUA
This is a messenger RNA of Pezoporus occidentalis (night parrot), 2155 nucleotides long. It is a transcript of the gene VRK2, whose product is annotated as VRK serine/threonine kinase 2. The transcript is spliced from 14 exons. NCBI's taxonomy places the organism in Eukaryota, Metazoa, Chordata, Aves, Psittaciformes, Psittacidae. Gene Ontology annotation, molecular function: protein serine/threonine kinase activity; ATP binding. The record is from RefSeq and is a predicted model, not a curated record. Gene Ontology annotation, cellular component: cytoplasm; nucleus. Bases 123 to 1766 code for a protein of 547 amino acids. Gene Ontology annotation, biological process: peptidyl-serine phosphorylation; signal transduction.